ACUUUUGAAGAGCGAUUCAAAAUUUCAGUAAUGGCGAUGGAGGCUUCGAGAUCGGGGCGGCUGAAAGUGAUCAUAGUCCAAGGGAAAAAUCUCGUAAUUCGAGAUUUCAGAAGUAGCGAUCCGUACGUCGUCGUGAAAUUGGGGAAACAGAAAGCAAAGACCAAAGUAAUUAAAAGUAACUUAAAUCCAAUAUGGAAUGAAGAACUCAAUUUCACAAUCGGCUCUGAACCUACCAGACUUUUAAACUUCGAAGUGUUCGACAAAGAUUUGUUCAAGCGAGACGACAAGAUGGGACGAGCAUCGAUUAACCUUCAACCAAUGCAGUCUGCAAGUCGAUUAAGUAAGAUUCUGAGAAUGUCGGUCGGCGAGACGACGCUGAGGAAGGUGGUUCCGGGAAAAGACGACUGCGUGGCAGAAGAAUACUCCAUACGGUGUAUCAACGGCGAGGUGGUGCAAGAUGUUUGGUUGCGCCUCAGCGGAGUGGAGUCCGGAGAGAUUCAAGUGAGAAUGAAGUACGUAGAAGAGUAGAAAUUAGGGUUACAAAUUGUAAAGGGGGAAAUUUGAAAGGAACAAUUUUUAACUUAGGAUAGGUUCUAAUCACAUUUUUCUAGGUUAAGACUUUGAUUCGUCCACCCCGUAUUUAUUGGACUCGAAUUCAAUUAUGUUCAAUUUUUUUUUAAAAGAUAUUGUAAUUAAAGUGUGAAAUGGAGGAAUCGAAUCUCGAACAUCGAAGUCGAUAGUA
Molecule: messenger RNA, 742 nt
Organism: Benincasa hispida (wax gourd)
Lineage: Eukaryota; Viridiplantae; Streptophyta; Magnoliopsida; Cucurbitales; Cucurbitaceae
Source: RefSeq, a predicted model, not a curated record